AGCGGAGACUAGUGAUGGUGGCGGGGAGGCCAUGGCGGCUACCCCAGAGGACAGUGAAAAGGACAGUGAGGCCACGACCUGCCCUGCGGAGGAAGGCAUGCAGGCCACUGACACCCCCCCAGAGGCCGCCCUGCCGAGGACUCAGGAAUGUGCGACAGGAGGAGAGGUGAACGCUAGUGCCAUGGGGGGUAGUGGGGGGAGUGAGCGGGAAAAGUGCGACACCCCAGGGCUAAAGGAAACCACUGGGGAGGAAACGGCUGGUGAUGCCCUCCCGCCACCCCAGUCUAGUUUACCGGAGACGGAGGUGCGGAGGCGGAGGCUACAGCACUUUGUCUCCAUGGGGGGGGCGGCCACUAACUUGGACACUUCGAGCCCAGUGGCGGAUGAAGCAGACCAGAAGCGACUGGCAGAUGCAUCACCCGCCUCAGACAAGGUGCAGGGAGUGGAUGAUGAGAAGAGGAAGGAGGAGGAGGUGGAGGAGGAGAAGGAGCAGGGCAAGGAGGAGCCCAGGCCGCCGGGAAGCAUUAAAAUCCGCCUCAAGUUCUUGGAUGAGACGCAGCGCCACGUGUUUGCCCAGCUGACGGAGAAAGUUGGCUCUUUUAAAAGACAGCACUUCUCCAUCGAGCUGGACGACAACCGACGCAUCCGGCUCAUCUUCAACGGCCAGCUCUUAAGCCGGGAUUCCUCCACACUAGCCCAGUACGGCCUCUUUGAUAACUGCGUCGUUCACUGCCAUGUGUCACAGCCCCAGCUCCUCCCUCGCACCCCAGGCCGGUCGGGGGAGGCUGCAGCACAGGAGGAGGAGGACGCCUAUGUCUCCAGACUAUUGGCGCCGCUGCUGUACGCGGUGAUGGUGGUGAUGUGGUACCUCCGAUACGAGUACGGACACCUCUUCAACACCAUGUCCACCAUCAUCCUGCUCUUCCUCACUGCCCUGCUGCUCAUCUCCACCUACCUGCUCUACAUCACACAACAUGUGCCUCAAACCGCCACUGCCGCAGCCGCCACGCCUGUAUCCGUCACCACAUCCUUCUCUACAUCCUCCUCCACUUCCUCCUCCGCUUCCGCCUCUCCGCCCUCCGCUGCUGCCUCUACGUGAGUCUAGUGUGGCCUGUCGGGUGUCUAGGGAUAGCAUAGUGGUUUGUUAUUGUAGUUGCUGCCAUCCAGCCUGUCACCCGCACCCCAGACUAGUUCCUGAGUGGGUGAUGUUAGUCUGUUGUUGUGGAAAUAAUUGUGUGUGCUGGAAAUUUAUCUCGGGUGAAAAUGGUCAGAAGAAAAUGCCAGAUACGUCGCGAAAUUAUCCUAUGCAUGUGUGAGAAGGCGUUGAGAAAGAAAGCUACGUAAACAAUGAAUUUGUCCCAGGUGUGAAAAGUGGUUAGGAGAAAGAAAAUACAGAUGUCGCAAAUUUAUAUCAUGUGUUGGUUGGCUGAUGUUAAUUUCGUUGUUGUGCGGAAAGAGGUAAAGAAAACAUACAAAAACGUACAUUUAUCCAAGGUGAAAAAAAGAGGUCGGUAAGGCCUGUGUGAAAAAGCUUAAAUUUAUUGUGCAUGUGAAAAGAUGUUGAAAAAAUACAUGAACCAUAAAAUUAUCUUAUGGUGAAGAAAAAAAUAACUGAAAAAAUAUAUACAAUCUGCAAAAUCAUAUACACUUCACGUGCUAACAAAGCUCGGAAAAAAAAAUGAAAACAUAAACAACAAAAUAACUUCAUAUGUUAAAAUAGAAAAGGUUGUAAAAAUAAAAUCAACCUAAAAAUUAUCUCACAACACAAACCAUUUAAAAUUAUACCCUAUGUAAAAAGACGCAAAUACUAUGUCCACUACUUUUCUGGGUUAGGGGUCAGGGAGGGAAGGGGCAGGGGCGGGCGAGGGGGAGUGGAGUGGCGUAGGGGACUGACUGACCGACUGACUGGCUGGCAACACACUACUGCAUUAUUAUUUUUUGACAUAGGUGUGAGUCGUUGCAUCGAAGCGUGCUCUCGGAACACACGCACAAAGCCUUUCUGGGGUGUCUUUACUUAUUUUUGUUUGUUUGUCAUCACGGUUUGCAGGAAGUGAGUGUGUGAAGAUGGUGGAGAGUGUGGUGGCGAUAUGAUUGUGUAGGUGAUGAUGAUGGGGAGUGGUGUUGAGGUGUUCACAGGUCCUUGCCUCACCCGCUGCCUGUCUGUCUGUCUGUCCGCCGUACUUAUAUAUAUAAACCCGACGGAAAGUUUGUAUUUUUACCAUUCUGUCCUCCUUCCUAAUUUAUUAUGUUUUGUGAUAAUCAUUUUAAGAAGGGAUAAUAAGAAGACCGUGUUUUUGUGAUAACUUAGAAUACGUCGCUUUUUGCUUUUCUUUAUUUUUUUUUUU
This is a messenger RNA of Eriocheir sinensis (Chinese mitten crab), 2345 nucleotides long. RefSeq names its product transmembrane and ubiquitin-like domain-containing protein 1. Bases 32 to 1099 code for a protein of 355 amino acids. The transcript is spliced from 3 exons. Lineage: Eukaryota; Metazoa; Arthropoda; Malacostraca; Decapoda; Varunidae. Gene Ontology annotation, molecular function: protein binding. The record is from RefSeq and is a predicted model, not a curated record.